Molecule: messenger RNA, 453 nt
Organism: Penaeus indicus
Lineage: Eukaryota; Metazoa; Arthropoda; Malacostraca; Decapoda; Penaeidae
Exons: 2
Coding region: 88-453 (121 amino acids)
Source: RefSeq, a predicted model, not a curated record
ACUCCUUCAGAAAGCGAAGGACAGCCAUCCAACAACCAUCUCUCUGUUCAGUGAUUCUUAGUGAGAAAAUCAAAAUAAUUGUCCACAAUGGCCCCCAUUCCACAUUCGUGCGACCUGAAGGUUUCCGCGCGUGAUGCAAAGCCCUGUGAGCGCGAAGAACCUUCCAAAGGGAGGUGGGACGUGGCCUUGCCCAUCAGUCGAAGGGGGAGCUUCUUCCAAGACUCCUUUUUCUCGGAUGUGCACGACGAGUUCGACGCCACCGUCAGGAGGGUUCUGGGCAGGUGGAGAAACGCCGACUUGAGUUUGAGAGAUCGCUGGGACGACAGUUGUCAGUACAGCGAUAUUUUGAAACGUUACAGACAACUUCGAUCUCUCAACCUGAGGGAGGAGGAUCAGGCCGUCACCGUCACAACUGACUCAUCAGCUCAUAAGAUUGUGGUGGACGUGCACUGA